AGCUCUGGUUCUCGGGGACGUUUCUCGUCGGCGGACAGGGUUGCAUGACUGCAGAAUACUCGUCCUUAGGGUGACAUGAAGCAGCUCAGAUUGUAAUUACGGUCCAACAGGAAGAGUAUUACAACAUGUCUCUGGCGGCGGAGGCUUUCGUGUCGCAGAUGGCGGCUGCAGAGCCGUGGCCUGAGAACGCAACCUUGUACCAACCUUUAAAGGACGAUCAGAUCCUGCUGUCAGACCACGCCUCGUCUCUUUCCGUCCAGGCCUACCUCCGGAUGUGUGGUCUGCCGGUGCAGGUGGUUUGCAGGGCGAACGCCGAAUACAUGUCGCCGUCCGGUAAAAUCCCCUUCAUCCACGUGGGGAACCAGGUGGUGUCGGAACUGGGGCCCAUAGUGCAGUUCACCAAAGCGAAGGGUCACUCUCUGAGCGACGCCUUGGACGAUGUCCAGCGAGCCGAGAUGAAAGCCUACAUGGAGCUGGUGUACAACAUGCUGCUUUCUGCUGAGCUGUACCUCCAGUGGUGCGACGAUGCCACCGCGGUUGAGAUUUCUCGGCCCAGAUACAGCAGCCCGUACUCGUGGCCUCUGGGUAAAAUCCUGGCCUAUCAGAAGCAGUGGGAGGUGCGCAGGAAGAUGAACGCCAUCGGCUGGGGAGGCAAAACGCUCGAGCAGGUCUAUGAAGAUGUGAGCCAGUGCUGCCAGGCUCUGUCUCAGAGGCUGGGGACUCAGCCGUACUUCUUCAACAAACAGGCCACGGAGCUGGACGCGCUGGUGUUCGGUCACCUCUUCACCAUCCUCACCACCAGGCUGACCAGCACCGAGCUGGCAGAGAGGGUCAAGAGCUACGGCAACCUGGUGUCCUUCUGCAAGCGCAUCGAUCAGACCUACUUUAACGACAAAGGCUCGUAAAGGACCGGGGAACGCUGCUCUCUCUGCUCCCCCGUCAUGUACAUUCUGCGUUUCCUUCCGUCAUUCCCCACGCGGCGGCGCUGACGAGGCAUAAACUGUUACGCCCACACGUCUGCGCUCUACGCUCCUCCUCCUUUUAGCUCCCUGCUUGUACAUUUUUGCAUUUUUUUUUUCACUCACCCACACACUCUGAACAGGGGGGUAGGUUUUCCAGCUGUGCAACAUGACCGAGUUUCAGAGGGAAGAACUCCACUUGACCCCAGCUCCAGAGGUCAGGUGGUAGGAGUUUGUUUUGCGAUCGGGGAGUUAGAGCAAGUCAGUCAAAGGUAGAGCUGCUGUUGUACAAAACCACAGGAACAUAUUGAUGAAGGAGAUCUACACUGUUGAGGUUGUUUUUCCCACAUUGUUUUGCUCGUGUUGAUGUGAAGUGCCUACAUAAGACGUUCGGCUCAAUAGUUUUAUUUUCCCCAAUAAAAAGCGUUGUCUGAACCAUGAA
Molecule: messenger RNA, 1401 nt
Organism: Fundulus heteroclitus (mummichog)
Lineage: Eukaryota; Metazoa; Chordata; Actinopteri; Cyprinodontiformes; Fundulidae
Gene: mtx2
Product: metaxin 2
Exons: 10
Coding region: 126-905 (259 amino acids)
Biological process (GO): mitochondrion organization
Cellular component (GO): SAM complex
Source: RefSeq, a predicted model, not a curated record